Messenger RNA from Pteropus alecto (black flying fox), 9573 nucleotides. RefSeq names its product solute carrier family 6 member 4 (gene SLC6A4). The record is from RefSeq and is a predicted model, not a curated record. Gene Ontology annotation, cellular component: plasma membrane; neuron projection. The transcript is spliced from 14 exons. Gene Ontology annotation, biological process: sodium ion transmembrane transport; serotonin uptake. The coding region runs from base 376 to 2268 and encodes 630 amino acids. NCBI's taxonomy places the organism in Eukaryota, Metazoa, Chordata, Mammalia, Chiroptera, Pteropodidae. Gene Ontology annotation, molecular function: serotonin binding; serotonin:sodium:chloride symporter activity.
ACCGCGGGAGGAACGCCGAGCUGCGGCCGCCGGGAAACGUAAAGUUUAUGCCGCCCAAAGUGACGCAAAAAUUCUUAAAGAGCUCUUUGGCGGCGGAUAUCUAGAGAUCAGACCAUGUGAGGGGCCGAGAGUACAAAUACGGGCGCUCGGGCGCAGCUCCCGCACAGGCAGCGGCCGCCCCGGGUGCCUCGAGGGCGGGAGGGUCGCCCCGCCUCCGCGAGCCCCGGGACCAGCCUCCCCACGGACUCCCGACAGAGCUCUCAAUCCCAUUGAUAAAAGCUCUGAGGACACCUACAGAUCCCACACUAAGAAUUCAGUUCGGGUCCUCGACAGAUGGGCAUCAGUGUCAUCUACUAGUGUCAUCUAGCUAGCAGGAUGGAGACCACGCCUUUAAAGUCCCAGAAGGACCUGUCAGCGUGUAAGGAUGGAGAUGAUUGUCAGGAGAAUGGAAUGCUGCAGAAGGGUGUCCCCACCCCUGGGGAUAAAACGGAGUCUGGCCAAAUCUCCAAUGGGUACUCAGCGGUUCCAAGCCCCAGUGCAGGCGACGACACCGAACACUCCAUCCCGGCCGCCACCACGGCCCUAGUGGCUGAGAUUCAUCAGGGGGAACGGGAGACCUGGGGCAAGAAGGUGGAUUUCCUCCUGUCGGUCAUUGGCUAUGCCGUGGACCUGGGCAACGUCUGGCGCUUUCCCUCCCUAUGUUACCAGAAUGGAGGGGGCGCGUUCCUUCUCCCCUAUACCAUCAUGGCCAUUUUUGGAGGGGUCCCACUCUUCUACAUGGAGCUUGUGCUGGGCCAAUACCACCGAAACGGAUGCAUUUCGAUAUGGAGGAAAAUCUGCCCUCUUUUCAAAGGGAUUGGUUACGCCAUCUGCAUCAUCGCCUUCUACAUCGCCUCCUACUACAACACCAUCAUGGCCUGGGCGCUCUACUACCUCAUCUCCUCCUUCACGGAUCAGCUGCCCUGGACCAGCUGCAAGAACUCCUGGAACACUGGCAACUGCACCAACUACUUCUCCGAAGACAACGUCACCUGGACACUUCACUCCACGUCCCCUGCGGAGGAAUUUUACACGCGCCAUGUCCUGCAGAUCCAUCGGUCUAAGGGACUCCAGGACCUGGGGGGCAUCAGCUGGCAGCUUGCCUUCUGCAUCAUGCUGAUCUUCACUGUUAUUUACUUUAGCAUCUGGAAAGGCAUCAAAACCUCUGGCAAGGUGGUAUGGGUGACAGCCACCUUCCCGUACAUCAUCCUUUUGGUCCUGCUGGUGAGGGGGGCUACGCUCCCUGGAGCCUGGAGGGGUGUGCUCUUCUACUUGAAACCCAACUGGCAGAAGCUCCUGGAGACAGGGGUGUGGGUGGAUGCUGCUGCUCAGAUCUUCUUCUCUCUUGGUCCUGGCUUUGGGGUCCUACUGGCUUUCGCUAGCUACAACAAAUUCAACAACAACUGUUAUCAAGACGCCCUGGUGACCAGUGUGGUGAACUGCAUGACGAGCUUCGUUUCAGGAUUCGUCAUCUUCACGGUGCUCGGGUACAUGGCUGAGAUGAGGAAUGAAGAUGUGUCUGAGGUGGCCAAAGAUGCGGGCCCCAGCCUCCUCUUCAUCACAUAUGCAGAAGCCAUAGCCAACAUGCCGGCGUCCACGUUCUUUGCCAUCAUCUUCUUCUUGAUGUUAAUCACACUGGGCUUGGAUAGCACGUUUGCAGGCUUGGAGGGGGUGAUCACAGCUGUGUUGGAUGAAUUUCCACACAUCUGGUCCAAGCGCCGGGAGUGGUUUGUGCUCGGUGUGGUUGUUACCUGCUUCUUUGGGUCCCUGAUCACCCUGACUUUUGGAGGGGCCUACGUGGUGAAGCUGCUGGAGGAGUUUGCCACGGGGCCCGCGGUGCUCACCGUUGCACUGAUAGAAGCAGUUGCUGUGUAUUGGUUCUAUGGCAUCACUCAGUUCUGCAGUGAUGUGAAGGAAAUGCUCGGCUUCAGCCCUGGAUGGUUUUGGAGGAUCUGCUGGGUAGCCAUCAGCCCUUUGUUUCUCUUGUUCAUCAUUUGCAGUUUUUUGAUGAGCCCGCCACAGCUACGACUUUUCCAGUAUAAUUAUCCUCACUGGAGUAUCAUCCUGGGUUACUGCAUAGGAACCUCAUCUUUCAUCUGCAUCCCCACAUAUAUAACUUACCGGCUGAUUACCACUCCAGGGACAUUUAGGGAGCGUCUUAUUAAAAGUAUCACUCCAGAAACACCAACAGAAAUUCCCUGUGGGGACAUCCGCUUGAAUGCCAUAUAAAGUGCUUCAAUGAGAGGAAAAUGGCUUCCCAACAAGCUCUUCCUCCACUUCUGACAAGUCACGCCUCGCCUUCUCCCUCUAAAUGAGUUUCCAGCUAAGCCUGACAAUGAAAGGGUCUUUUUCAUUGAGAUGCAGUCCUAAAAGACUAUGGUGCCCAGACUCUCAUGGCCUCUAGCCACUUCUUUCUGUGAAAUCUCCUGGACAUAUUACCGUGUUAGACUCUGUGAUGCAGCUGAACUAUUUUGGAUGCGUAAGGGUGUAUAUGGAGGUGAUGAAAACCACCAUAUAAUUAGUUAGGAUUGGAUUUAGAAUCAAGUCUGUGAAAGUCUCCUGUAUCAUUCCUUGUUCUGAUGUUUGGUAUCUGACGUCUGUUUGCUUCUAAAGGUUUCACUGUACAUGAAUGCAUAAACUAUGUAGGAGAAAACGGGGAUAGUGUCUUGCUAACCAUGUAUUUUCUGAGUAGCAUAGAAUUCUAUAGCUGGACCUACUAGAACCCUGCAACCCAUGUGCUGCUGUGGAAUCAGGAGAGGAAGAUAUAAGAAACUAAACUGAAAAAUAAUGUGUACAUGUGAGCAUGUGUCUGUGUAUACUGUCGUUUAAGUGAAUCCUUCCCUUAUUCCAAUACUUUGGGCCCAUUGCAAACUAUAUGAAUUUCCUCUAAUUUUUCUUACAUUAACAAAUUCCACCUACUCAAAUGUGUAUAUAUGUUAUUAUUUGAAGAGUAUAAUUACAGCAUGCUCUGCCUCCUUCUUUUUCCAGUGACACUACAUGAGCUCAAACACCUUCCUUUAUGGGCCAGUCUUUGGCUUCUGCUGCACUUCAUUGUCAUCUCCCUGUCUCUUUCUACUAAACAUUUAGGAUAAUGUUCCACAGGCAAAUCUGGCCUAUUUCAUUAGUCACUAUGGCUUUGCCAGGAACUACUUUGAAGAUGGAUAUUGACUAAUACACCUUAGGUGUUCAGUUGGCUAUCUGAUUCAAGCUCUGUAUACUUCAAAUGAUUGAGUUUGACCGUUGAGGUUAUUUUGCUUUAUGAAGAGAAUAAAUCCAGUUCUUGCUUAUAGCAUAUGUAGACUUGGUACCUUAACCUAAAUCAAGGUCAUCCUCAAUCCAAAAGUAAUUGGAGAGUCUGGGAUAGCCCAGACUUAAAUGGCCAACCCCACCCCAGCCCCCGCCAACUCCUUGACCCUUCCAGGUUGAAUACCAACCAGGAUUGUGAGCCCACCAGAUAAUUUUCAAGAUCGAAUCUAAGUAAGGCUAAUUGAGAAAGGGUCAGUAAAUAACUUUCAUUCCACAUAAAACCCUUAAUACAGACCAAGUAAAUUUGACCUUCAGUGGCUUGUGACUCUCAGAUGCAUAGGUAGAGAAGCAAAUUAUACCUUGCGGUGUGAGAUUUACUUAUCAAAAUCUUAAAGGAAAUAAAAACAUAGUUAAUGAUAAAAGGACCCAAUCAUCUAGCUCUACAUCAUUUAUUUCCUCUAUAUAAAUCAAAUUUAAUUCUAACAGCCUUAUAUAGAAAGAAGACCCAUAUAGCAGAGGCCUGGUUUUAUUCAUUUAUAGUUCUGUUGGCUUCCUUUUCUCAAUCUUCCUGGCCACCUUCCUGUAUUCCCCCUCCAUCUUUCUAUUUCUGAUUCUUUGUUUCUCCUAGCAGGAUGUUUUCCUUAUAGAUGAUAGCUGCUGAGAAGUUUCCCGAAGUAUUAGAGGUAAAAAUGAGGGAGAUUAAGAAACAUUCUGUGCUGACCUACCUUCAUUAUCUUUACUUUUUCAUUCUUUCUUGUUACCUUAUUUCCAUUCUCUUUGCUUUCUAGCACGCUGAGAGAGGUUAUAUAAGUGGCAGCAUAUUCAGUGGUCAAUACCUUUGCAAAUUUUAAGAAUUUCUUUUAUAAAGAUAUUCAGAUAUGGAUUCUCCCCAGUCCACACACAUUUACACAGUCUCCAAAGAUAACAUUUUUAAAAAAGCACUUUUCAAACAGUGUUAACAGGACAGGUAUUAAGGGAAGUAUAUAGGUGUUUUGAAAAGUUUCAAACUUCAAUAGAUUUUUUAAAAAAUCUAAAAUCUCUGUUCUGCAUAGUUUGCAUUUACUUUACCCCUAUUUAUCAAUACUACUAUGGACUUUUUCAAGGAAGGCUUUAGGUAGACGUACUUUAAAAUAAUCUUUUAAAGAACUUUUGAAUCUAAUGUAGCAUUUACAUAAAAAUAUAAACUACAAAUGGAAUUUUAACAUUAUUUAGGUACUGAAGUUAAUUUUUUUGUGAUUUUAUUAGUAAGAAAUUCCCAAGAAAUAGGCAAGACACAAGACAAAGACAUGGAGGCCAUUCAAUUGACUGAAGUUGUUUUAUUGAUAUGCAGUGAAGUCCAAAGAAUACAUCUCUCUUCUAGAAAACUUACAACCCAUUUACAACUAAUUCCAUUUGUGGUAUGGAAUGCAUAUAACGUGUAACCUAAAUUCAUUGUCCUGGCUGCCCCAUCUGGAUAUGUAUGCAAAGACCCUGACAAACUCAAAAAUCAAUAGAAUAGCUCCAAAAUCAAAUAAUGAAAUCUCAAAAUAAGGCAAGUUAUUGUCAGAUGAGUCACUCCCUCACCAUUCUUUUUACUUAGCUUGUUAAUUUGAUGCCACUAAUCUUAAAAUUUAAGUGCAAGGAUGAACUUCCAGUUAACUCACACACCCCACCCCCAUUCCUUAAAAGGGAGAUUAUUCUCCUGGAAGAAUUGUAUUCUUUCUGAUAAGUAGAAAAGACUGGCCUAAUUUUUCUAUCUGUUGUAUAAUUGAUUUGGAGUUCACUGUCAAAGCAAAGCUUAAAACUAUGGAAUGCGAUAGCUCAACUGUGCUUUUAAAACUAUGGAAUGCAAUAGCUCAACUGUGCUUUUACGCAUAUCUUAGAUAAUGUUUAACUACCCAGUGGUAUAAUUCGAGCCUAGUUCUUUUCUAAGCAUGUCUCUUUACUCAUAAAUCAACACCUGGUGCUAAAGAUAUCAUUAAAGACAGCAGUAAUCAGAAGGCAUUUUUCAAUCUCCUGUCUUUGUCAGGAAGGGAUGAAGAAGAGCACUAAGUUCCUCAGAGAGACUACGCCACAAAUGGUCGUCCCCAUAAGUAAUGUAAUAAAAGCAAAAUAGUCAUAUGCUAUGUGAGAAGUUGUAUAUUUUAAAGUCAUCAUGGAGCUCACACAUUAUCUAAAAUGCAAGGAGAGUUUCACAUAGGGUCUAAAUUAGGAAAGUGAGCUUAGAAUGUGCUUGCUUGAGAAGCACGUUAGAGAAUGAAAUUCAUAAAUCCAAAUACAGAAAUGUUACAAUAGGGAAUAUUCCUACACUAUAGUAAGCUUUUCUGGUCCACUUGAAACAGUAGGAGUUUUUUCUUCAAUAUCAGAAAUGUCAAUAUUUAUUAAAAUUUGUUGUGUUUAGUUUCAUGAAGGGCUGUUUCAAAGUUUUUGUUCUUUCUUUUUACUUUCUGUAGUAUCACCCUUUCCCCUCAUUGCUUAACUGCCUCUAAGUUUUAAUGAGAGAACAAUAUUUUAAAGUCCAGAUAACUAUUUUAGAGGUAGGAACAAACCUCGUAACUAAGCUAAUUUCUCUGCUCUUCUUGGGACCUGGAAAUUUCUAAAGAAAGGUGAACUUAAGUUUUACUUCCUCUACUAGAAUGAAAUAAUACCUCUUUCAAUCAGUUUAGUGGGUAUUUACCACAGUGGAAAAGAUAUUUUAGGAUAAGAUCUUAGAUAUGCCUGUCCUUUUGUUUCAUAUAGUUGGAAUCUAUUCAGUAUUGUUUCUACAUCAGGUAUUUCAAAAAACCUUUUCAAGAGGAGUCUUUUUUGGGAAAUGACACAAUAUAUUUCCAUUGAAUUUUGGGUGGUUUUUCUCUUAUCAAUACAUCACAAAAUUCUUGCAAAACAGCUGCGCUACCGCCACUGUAAGUUUUUGUUUUUUAAGCUAUCAAAAUAGAUUUUCUUCACUGGCCAACUCUAAUUUAGAAACUGUGUAUUCGUGGAGCACCUUAUUAGAAAAAACUUUUAAUGUCUGCUGAAAAACUUUACACUUAGGGAAGAGGACAGAUAACAUCAGUCCUUCAAUUCUGUAAUUGAAGACUCCAAAUAUAGUAGAUAAUUUAUUCCUAGCAAUUUGUAAACACUGACAUUCCAAACUACUAAUAUUUGGGGAGGAGUUAUCCCGUCUUUAUGCUAAAAUAUCUAAAUUCCCAUAAACAAAUAAGAGCACUUGCAAAAUUUUUAAAAAAGGUUAUUUUGAAAGAUUAUUUGAACUCUAAUAUUAAAGGUCUACCUAUCUUAAAACUUGAUAUAGAAAAAAUAUAUUUUAAAAGAUAAAAUUAGGGACUUUAAAGAAGAAUUUGCAGUUAUUUCUCCAAUGGCAUAUAAAAUAUGAUUUGACUUACAAUUUUUCAGGAUACUUUGUGCAUUGGACAUAUCAAUGAGGUGCUUCAAACUCUAGAUUACAGUUAAAUUAUAUAAAUGGUAUUUCUUUUUCCCUCAUUUUCACUUUCUCCCAUAUUACUUACAGCUAAGAACAAGAAAAUUUCUUCCACUAUUCACCUCUGUAAAUGGUGGUAAUAUGAAAUUUACCAAUGUUAUUUUUCAGAUGAAACAUUUCAUUUUUAAACUUUAAUGGCAGAUUUAAACUUAAGUUUUAUUUGUAUAAAAGAGUAGUCUCUUUAAGAUGCAAAGAAUGCCCCUAUAUUAAUUUUUCACUAUUUGGUCAUAAAUGCGCCAAGUUAGAUUGUGAGACAUCAGUAAAUGCCUUCCGCUGUGAACUAUUACUGUAAUAACUUUUAUGAUUUGUUCUCAUAAAAAAAAACCUUCCACAUCCUUAAUUAAAAAUCUUAACUAUACAUUGUCAAAACAUUUACACAUCCCCCCAAAAUAUCACUGCAUAUAAUUUAUAAAUAUGUAGUACCAAAACCACCUAGAAUUAGAUAUUAAAUUUCUAUAAAGCUAAUUCUUACAAUUCUUUGCAAUUUGUUCAGAACUUUAUAUGCUUUCACAUAUAUCCCAUUUGAUCAUCAUAGCUCUGCACGACAGAUGUUAUUGUCCCAGGUUUGCAGAUGAGGGGCCUGAGGCUGAGAGAGGUUAAUUGAUUUGCCCAAGUUCACACACCUAGAAAAUACCUAAGUUUUCUGAUUGCUGGCCAAAGGUUACUUGCAUGUCUUUCAAAUCAUCAUCUAUAGAAAACCAAAUACACGGAUUCUAAAUCCAAAAAAGAAAAUCAUGAGGGACGUGUUCCCAACAAACAAGGACAUUCAUUCUCCUACAUAACCACAAUACAACCAUCAAAAUCAGGAAAGUAACUUUGAUACAUUACCACCAUCUAAUCUGACCUCAUUCAAUGUUUUUUUUUUUUAACAAAAGGACCCAUUCCAGAAUCACACUUCUCAUUUAGUUUCAUGUCUUUUUUCCCUCCUUCAAUCUGCAAGCUUCCCAGGCUUUCCUUGACUUUUGUGAACUUGACACUUGAAGACUACAAGCCAGUUAUUUUGCUGAAUGUCCCUCAAUUUGAUUUAAUGAUUGAUUCCUAAUGAUUAGAUUCAGGAAAUGUAUUUUGGCUGAAAUAUCAUGACACUGAUGUGCUUUUCACUGUACUGGAUCAGGUAGAGCACGAUUUGAUUUGUCCCCAUACUGGUGAUGUUAACUUCAACCACUUGUCAGGCUUUCCACUGUAUUCUUUUGUGAUUAAAUAGUAUUUUUUAGGGAGGGAUUACUCUGAGUGUGCAAAUUCCCUGUUCCUCAUCUAAUUCUUAAUUCAUUCAUUUUUUACAGAUACUUUAGUCAGUGGAUUAUAAUCCAUUAUUAUUAUUUUGCUGUUCAAAUUGUCCUACAUUGUUAAUGAGAGUCCUUUCAAGCUGGCUUGUCUUUUUUACAUGUUCCAUAAUUCUUAAAAAACUUCCUUACUUUCUGGAAUGAUAUCUCAGUAUCAUCAUGUACUUUCUCCACCACAGCCAUUUCUUAUUUUUAGUGAAAAAUGUAUUUAGAAACCAAGAUCUAGGUGGUAGGUUUUGCUCAUUGCAAGUAGUGUCACUGCUACCAAGUACUCUCACUGGACAGAACUAAAGUGUGUAUGUAUGUGUAAGCACAUACACAUUUGCAUCUAUAAUUAUCUCUCGUGAAAAUAUAUAGAGUUCACACCAUUACUUCCAAAUCCAACCCAAAACUACAAAGUUCAUUUUAGUUUUCUCUCUUCAUAUUUAUAAUCCCUUCUAACGCAGUGUGAAACCUGGCUCCCAUCACCCUGAAUAUUUUAUACUUAUUUGAUCAGUUGCCCUGAGUGUCAGCAACAUUUCAUUGCUGUUGCUACCUCUACACAGCAGCCUUCAUAACCCAUUCAGAUUCUGACACUUUGUGCAGGGAUUGCCCCCAGAACAAAUGCCAUUCUUAAACAGCUCAGGCUGACAAUCCUUCAGCCCUAUUUGAAUCACUGGACUAAGAGUAGUGAAGGGGUACUCUCCCAAGGGAAAAUCAAGGCACUGUUCCCAGAAAAGGGGUAAGUGCCUGCCAGAGAGGCAAAAACAUGUUAUAUCUGGGGAAGGAAAUAGACAAAAACCCUUAAUUUGCAGCUUCUCCCUGAGUUAUAUCAAACUUAGUUAUAAAAGUAUAUAGUCGACCCCUGAACAAUACAGAGGUGAGGAGGUUAGGGGUACUGAUCUCUCGAACAGUUAAAAAUACGUGUAUAACUUUUGACUCCUCCAAAAUUGAACAAUUAAUAGCCUACUAUUGACCAACUAGAAGUCUUACCAAUGUCAAUUAACAAAUAUUUUGUAUAUGUAUUAUAUACUAUAUUCUUACAACGAAGCUAAAGUUAAAAUAAUUUAUAGUUAUUGAAAAGAAUCUGCAUAUAAUUGUACCCACACAGUUCAAACCCAUGUUGUUCAAGGGUCAGCUGUAUAUUUCCUAGCUAAAGCAUCCAAGCUGCUUUGUGAAAGUCUCAACUAUUAGAAGAGGGAAAUUGACAGCUUAUCAGAUCCCUGACUCCAGUGUCUCCCUCUUGCAUACCUGGUUAAUCUUCCAAAUAUGAGGCGCUAGUUCUAACAACCUUAAGGAACCAAAUUUUCUAACAGAGUUGAAGACUUUUAGUCCGUCUCAUGGUCUUCCAUAAUCCCACCCAAGCUUUUUCAUAGUUACAUUAUACUAUAUCCCUCUGUGCACAUAGAAUCAGUGCUUUUUAAGUAUUUGUCACCAUCAAUGAUCUAUUUUAAAGUAUUAGGAUGUAAAUGAUAUUUAAUGUGUCAGUCAAGAGAUAAGAGCAUUAGCUUUGUGUUACUUUUUCUUUCUGGUUUUAAAAGUAUAAUAAAAUGAUUUAUGAAUGCUAAA